Malania oleifera is the source of this 1885-nucleotide messenger RNA. RefSeq names its product probable polygalacturonase. Gene Ontology annotation, biological process: carbohydrate metabolic process. Gene Ontology annotation, molecular function: polygalacturonase activity. Bases 263 to 1696 code for a protein of 477 amino acids. The record is from RefSeq and is a predicted model, not a curated record. The transcript has 6 exons. Lineage: Eukaryota; Viridiplantae; Streptophyta; Magnoliopsida; Santalales; Ximeniaceae.
AUGGUUUUACGCAUUCAGCUCACCUUUCCCUAUUUUCAGUUAAAAUCUUACUGCACUUUCUGCGGAUACAAUUGUAUUUUUCUCUGGAAACCACAUUCUCCACUACCAAACAUUUGAAAACCAAAACAUAAAAACCAGAACAGAACAAACCAAAGCAAAACAAAAACAAAAACUCCUGUGGGCAUUGUACAGCACUUGUGAUUGUACAGUCUAUAUAUACUCUGCCUAUGCAACAGAGCAAAUCACAUUUUCCUUUUGAGCAAUGGAGUUCCGGGCAGGUCUCACGACAAUCCAAGUAGUUGAGGCAAUUUCAGUUCUGGCUGUUCUGGUUUUGCUGAGCUCCGGGGGAGUUAAAUGCAGAAAAGCCCGUAAUUUGGAUUCAUUCGAGUACUCUGCAAUAAGUUGCAGAGCCCACAGUGCAUCGUUGACGGAUUUUGGUGGAGUCGGCGAUGGAAUGACGUCGAAUACGAAGGCCUUUCAGGCGGCCAUUAGUCACUUGAGCCAGUUCAGUUCCGAGGGCGGCUCUCAGCUCUUCGUUCCUCCCGGAAAAUGGCUGACGGGUAGCUUCAACCUCACCAGUCACUUUACUCUGUUUCUUCACAAAGAUGCCGUUCUUCUGGCUUCUCAGGAGGAGAGCGAAUGGCCGGUGAUUGAACCCUUGCCAUCCUAUGGUCGAGGAAGGGAUGCAGUGGGUGGGAGGUAUGUAAGUCUUAUCUUCGGAACCAACCUCACCGAUGUCGCGGUAAUAGGGGACAAUGGCACCAUUGAUGGUCAGGGUGAGCUCUGGUGGCAAAAAUUCCAUGAAGGAAAGCUAAAAUACACCAGGCCUUACUUGAUUGAGAUUAUGUACUCUGAUAAUGUGCAAAUAUCCAAUCUUACAUUGGUGAAUUCACCAUCAUGGAAUGUUCAUCCUGUUUACAGCAGCAACAUUAUCGUACAAGGGAUUACGAUACUUGCACCAGUCACCUCUCCAAACACAGAUGGGAUUAAUCCAGACUCUUGCGCGAACACCCGAAUUGAGGACUGUUACAUUGUCUCCGGAGAUGAUUGUGUUGCAGUGAAGAGUGGUUGGGACGAGUAUGGAAUAGCAUUCGGAAUGCCAACCCAGAAGCUUAUAAUCCGACGCCUCACGUGUAUCUCUCCAUUCAGUGCAGUGAUCGCACUGGGCAGUGAGAUGUCUGGCGGGAUCCAAGAUGUGAGGGCAGAAGACAUCGUAGCCAUCAAUUCAGAAUCAGGAGUCAGGAUCAAGACUGCAUCAGGAAGGGGAGGGUUUGUGAGGGACAUAUAUGUUAGGCAGAUGACCAUGAAAACCAUGAAAUGGGCGUUUUGGAUGACAGGGAAUUACGGGUCUCAUCCCGACAACAACUACAAUCACAACGCACUUCCCAUGAUCCAGGGGGUUAACUACCGGGACAUGGUUGCUGAGAAUGUGACAAUGGUGGCUAGACUGGAGGGAAUUUCUGGGGAUCCAUUCACCGGAAUUUGCAUAUCAAAUGUAACCAUUGGAAUGGCAAAGAAGGCAAAGAAAGUUCCAUGGAAUUGCACUGAUGUUGCUGGGAUUUCUAGUGGGGUGAACCCUAAAGCAUGCAAUCUCUUGCCUGACCAGGGGCCUGCAGCAUGCACUUUUCCAACAGACAGCCUGCCAAUUGAUAAUGUUGAAGUACAGAUGUGUUCUUACAGGGUAAAAUAUUUCUGAAACAGAGGACCAUAUAGGAAAUGUGUAUUGGGAGCUUGUUUCCUGGAGAGUUCCUACUAAGCUUUUUUUGUUUUCGGCAAAUAUGUAAGUACUUAAACCCUUCAGUGCAUUGCCAAUUAUUGGUAUGAAUGAAGAAGUGUUGCACCAUUUAAAAUUGUGAAAUGAUCAGUUAUGUUUACCUUGUUGCAA